AUGGCCAAACCCACCAAACAAAAUGGACAUGCUCCACCAGGCUCAGUCAACAUGUUCCCCGCAAUGCCCCUUUCUGAAAUUCAACCAGAAAUGGUGGCAUACGGUCCAAACGGGGCAAUGGUGACAAUCGACUACGAAGCAAGCUCCAAGACGAUGAUUGCCAAAUUGAAAGAGGCACAGCUCUUGGAGUUUCCCCGUAUUGUUUUUUGCACGCAUGGCAUGUGGGGAAACAGCCGUUCAAAGUGGAUGCAUGAUCUGAAGAGCAGGUUUCUCGACGAAUCAGACCAGACAUUUAUCAUUGUGGGCUGGGGAAAAGGUGCCGAGUUGGCUGCUUACAAAUACGCCCAAGCUGCCUCCAAUGUGGAACCAAUGGGAAAAUGGCUGGGCAAUCACAUCCUCGAGAUGAAACGCAAAAUUGGAAACAAGUGCAAACUCUGGGGAAUCGGAGAAGGCCUCGGGGCACACAUGAUCGGCUUGGCAGGAAGACUGUCACACGCCUUUACCAGAAUAACCGCCCUCGACCCUGCUGGUCCUGCUUUUGAGUUGGUCAAUGAAGAUGCGAUGCUCAAACCAACUGAUUCCCCAUUUGUCGACGUCAUACACACUGACUCUCACCACGAGUAUCGAUCUUCUGAAAUGUUCUCCCUCAUCAACAAGUACGGCACCUUGAAACCUCUGGGCACUCUUGAUUUUUAUGUGAACUACGGGUACAACCAACCCAACGCUGCCGAUUUUACCAAUGCAGGAUCGCAUCUGAGAGCAAUUGAGCUGUUCGCGUGGAGCAUUGAAAAUCCCGGCGAACUUCGCAGUCAGUUUGUCCUGAAUGGCACUCCUGAAGUGGACAAGCCAAUACAUAAGACUAAGCGAGUGGUCAUGCCCGCAGAGAUGGGUUACCAUGCCGACAGCAAGUGCACAGGCAACUACUACAUGGAAACCAACGGGGAAGAGCCUUGGAAAGAAGGCUUUUAA
This is a messenger RNA of Rhagoletis zephyria (snowberry fruit fly), 969 nucleotides long. NCBI's taxonomy places the organism in Eukaryota, Metazoa, Arthropoda, Insecta, Diptera, Tephritidae. The record is from RefSeq and is a predicted model, not a curated record.